UGGUGCACCUCUUAACUACCCAUUAUGGCCUGGGGACUGCACAGUGCUGCUAGCUUGGCACACUUCUGCCAGAAGCUGAAUCGACUGAAGCCUCUGGAGGAUUCCAGCAUGGAGACGUCUCUGCAGCGCUGCCUGUCCACCUUGGACCUGACCCUGCUGGGUGUGGGUGGCAUGGUAGGCUCAGGCCUCUAUGUACUCACGGGUACCGUGGCAAAGAAUAUGGCUGGUCCUGCUGUACUCUUGUCCUUUGGUGUGGCAGCUGUGGCCUCCCUGCUGGCAGCCCUAUGCUAUGCAGAAUUUGGAGCACGUGUGCCCCGCACAGGUUCUGCAUACCUAUUCACCUAUGUGUCCAUGGGCGAGGUGUGGGCCUUCCUCAUAGGCUGGAAUGUGCUCCUAGAAUACCUUAUUGGGGGUGCUGCUGUGGCCCGUGCCUGGAGUGGCUAUCUGGAUGCCAUCUUUAGCCAUGGCAUUCGCAACUUCACUGAGUCUCAAGUGGGUGUCUGGCAGGUGCCCUUCCUGGCCCGCUACCCAGAUUUCCUGGCUGCUGGCAUCCUACUUCUAGCUUCUGCUUUUGUCUCCUGUGGAGUCCGUGUCUCCUCCUGGCUCAAUCAUACCUUCUCAGCCAUCAGCCUGAUGGUAAUUAUCUUCAUCAUCAUCCUGGGCUUCAUCCUUGCACGCCCCCACAACUGGAGUGCUGAGGAGGGUGGCUUUGCACCCUUUGGCUUCUCUGGUAUCAUGGCAGGAACUGCUACCUGUUUCUAUGCUUUUGUGGGCUUUGAUGUCAUUGCUGCCUCCAGUGAGGAAGCCCAGAACCCACGGCGGGCUGUGCCCAUGGCCAUUGCCAUCUCCCUUGGCCUGGCAGCUGGUGCCUAUAUCCUCGUCUCCACCGUACUAACCCUCAUGGUGCCCUGGCACAGUCUGGACCCUGACUCAGCACUUGCUGAUGCCUUCUAUCGGCGGGGCUACAGCUGGGCUGGCUUCAUCGUGGCAGCUGGCUCCAUCUGCGCCAUGAACACCGUUCUACUCAGCAACCUCUUCUCCCUGCCGCGUAUCGUCUAUGCCAUGGCUGCAGAUGGGCUCUUCUUCCAGGUGUUUGCCCGCGUGCACCCCCGGACACAGGUGCCCGUGGUGGGCAUCUUGGUGUUUGGUGUCCUUAUGGCUCUCCUGGCACUGCUGCUGGACCUUGAGGCGCUGGUCCAGUUCCUAUCCAUUGGUACUCUAUUGGCCUACACCUUUGUGGCCACCAGCAUCAUUAUUCUACGUUUUCAGAAGGUUUCUAAACACAGCUCCCCAGGCCCAGCCAGCCCUGGCCCUGCAGCCAAGAAGUAUGAUUCCUUCUCAGACCACAUACAGCUAGUAGGUGCUGUGCAAACCUCAAUUUCUGAGCCUGGGCAGCUGCGACCAGCCCUGAGGCCCUACCUGGGAUUCCUUGAUGGAUGCAACCCUGGAGCUGCUGUGACUUGGGCACUUAGCAUCCUGGUGAUCUCAGCCAUCGCCCUGGGCUGUGUGCUAGUCUUCGGAGACUCGGCCUUGCACCUCCCACGGUGGGGCUACAUCUUGCUGCUCCUGAUCAGCAGUGUUGUGUUUCUGCUUUGCCUUCUGGUCCUGGGGGCUCACCAGCAACAGCAACAGCAAGACACUUUCCAGAUCCCCUUGGUGCCUUUGACUCCAGCCCUGAGCAUUCUCCUCAAUAUCUGCCUCAUGUUGAAGCUGAGCUACCUGACCUGGCUGCGCUUCUCCAUCUGGCUGCUGAUUGGACUCGCUGUGUAUUUCGGCUAUGGCAUUUGGCACAGCAAAGCGAACCAGCAGGAGCCACCAGAGCUGACCACCACACGAUAUGUGGUAUUCUCCAGCAGCAGCCUAGAAGAGACAGUGCAGCCCACCAGCCAGCCACCAGCUGAGGAGCCUGGCUGCAUGGAGUAGCCGACCCAGUCUGUGAGGCCAACUCAUGAUUGUUUUACUCUCUCCAUCUCAAGAGGCCAGAGGAGCUGGGAGCUGCUUCUGUUCAGGGCAGCUUGGGUUUGUAGGCUCUGGUGGUUCUCAGGACUUUAGGACCCUAAUCCAGAUACUAAAUUUCUUUGGUCUUCAGAUAAUGGGUCUUGGCCAGUGUUGGUGCAGUGAACUCCUUGCUCAGCACCUUCCUGUUUCUGAUCAAUUCCAGCUAUUUGGGUGGGUGGGUAGGGUGGGCAGGGAAGAGGUCGCAGCCCCAGGAAUUCAUAAUAAUAACUGUUCAGCCAGCCAUAUGGUCAGCCACUAAGUCCACUGUGGAAUUCUCUGUGAUACUGAGUCCUCACCUACCUUUGGGAAUCAGGCAAUUGUUCCAAAUCCAUAAUAAAGACUGAAACUUCUACAAAGGUUACCUUGGGACCACCUUGAAUCAGGGACACAGCCAGGCCUGGGUUCAGGGAUUCUCCCUCAGGCCAGUACUCCCUACUUGACUUAGAGGGAAGCAACAUAUACCAGACAUAUAGGGGUCAAACGGGCAAGGAUAUUCCCCACGUAUCCUCUGGCAGAUAGAUCAAGGAGCAGAGCCUGGGCCUCAAAGAGGUUGCCUAGAAAAGGCAGUGGGGUUCCAGAGUUCUCUUGGUUUUUCAGGGAUCCCAGAGAGCACAGCAUAUUCCUGAGGUCUACCUAGGAACAUCAAAGCACUCCUGCACACAGGCAUAUACCCUCUUGGCACAAACAUCCCUAAGACAUAUGGCUCACAUGGAUAUCCUGCAUGCCCAUGUGCAGACUGAAAUGACAGCUGUUUCCAAGCUCAGGCCCAGCCCACAGCUCACAUUUGUCUCUAUCUGCCCACUCUGCCAGGGCUUUGAAAUGAAGGCUGGAGAUGUUGCACUUAUGACUAGUUCACACGGAUGUUCAUGGGUAUACGAGAACCUGGACCUGCCUUCACUACCUUCCAGCCCACUUGGUAGAAAUGGGAGCCCUAGCCUGGGGAGGAGGGAGUUCCCAGAAAGGCCAUAGGCCCACAUUAUACCCUCCCAC
This is a messenger RNA of Urocitellus parryii (Arctic ground squirrel), 2988 nucleotides long. It is a transcript of the gene Slc7a4, whose product is annotated as solute carrier family 7 member 4. Gene Ontology annotation, cellular component: plasma membrane. Gene Ontology annotation, biological process: transmembrane transport; amino acid transport. Gene Ontology annotation, molecular function: amino acid transmembrane transporter activity. Lineage: Eukaryota; Metazoa; Chordata; Mammalia; Rodentia; Sciuridae. The record is from RefSeq and is a predicted model, not a curated record.